Molecule: messenger RNA, 1158 nt
Organism: Mycosarcoma maydis (corn smut)
Lineage: Eukaryota; Fungi; Basidiomycota; Ustilaginomycetes; Ustilaginales
Exons: 1
Coding region: 1-1158 (385 amino acids)
Source: RefSeq, a predicted model, not a curated record
AUGGCUCGUCGAGAUCUUUGCAAUGACGCUAGCUCGGUAGCAUCGUCAAGCACAUCGUUCUCGGACGCUGACGAGGCAACCGAACGACCACAUUCGCCGACAUCCUUGUUCGAGGACUCGCUCUUCACCCUGUUUUCUCACAACCAACCCGCUCAUGGCGACCCUGGAGACACCUGCAAGUACUCGCACCGUAACCUUCCACCGCGCUACGUAUCGUCGUCAGGUCGCACGACCACGCUGAGAUACAAGAUCGCACACAACAGCGGCACAAAUACUAAGCUGUUUGCACAUUAUCAGUGGGAUGCGGGAUUGUACCUUGCGGAUCUCAUUGCGGAGCACAGCUCAGGCUGCUUGGCCCCGGAGGUAGCGCGGGCCAAACAGGCGGAGGGAAAUUUUGUCGAUGUACGUUCUAAGACAGUAGUGGAGCUAGGGGCGGGGACGGGUUUGCCGGGCUUGGUUGCCUGCGUGAUGGGUGCCAAAAAAACAGUCAUCACCGACUAUCCAGAUCCCGAUGUGAUUCACAAUCUCGAAUGCAACUUGGAUCUGGCUCUCGUGCGAUCGAGUAGAGGAAAGAAACGGGAACUGCAUCCAUACUAUGUCGAAGCACGUGAACGAGUACAAGUUCUGGGUAUGGGAUGGGGGAACGAGAACGAAGAGUUGCACGUCUUACACGCCUCGUCUUCUGCGUCCAGUCUGAGUUUGGCUCAAGGCUACGAUCUAAUUUUAGCCGCCGACGUUCUUUGGGUGUCAUCGUCACACCCUCUGUUGAUCCACUCUAUACGAAGACUUCUCAAACGCGAUCGAGAUGCCAGAUGCGUGCUCGUCGCCGGAUUCCACACGGGUCGACCUGCAGUCCGGCGCUUCUUCGUACAGCUUGCUCAGGCUGCCAACGAAAUGGACAAGUCGUUGGACGAAGAGAGGAAGGCAUCCAUCAUUCCAGAUUGGCAAGAGAAACAUUUUGGUGGUAUAUGGGAGCGCAACAUUGACGGCUCGCAACGUGCUUGGUCCAGUGCAUCAGUGCCGUGCAAAACUGAUUACAAAUCGGAAAUCUUUACCGACAACGCUGAGGAACAGUCGGCGGAAGAGGAGAUGGGAGAUAUCAGCGAUCGCGGCAGUUGGGUCGUUGUUGCGUCGCUUCGUUGGGCAGAUCUCGACUGA